GCUUACUUCCUGCUUGAUUUGGGACUUAAAAAUUGCACAACAAAAAGAAAAAAAUUCAUUGAUAUCAAACUGAGGAGUAUGUGAGGUUAAGAAAAUGGCAACAGAAACACCAGACACAGAAUGUCUGGACCAUACACUGCAGCAGGAAAUGCAGAAAUAUGUAGAGCAGCUGACCACCAGUGGAAAACCUGUGCUAAAUGCAGACACAAUGAAAAAAUUCAAAAGUAUCUGCAAGAAAUCAGAUAUGUACGUGAAUGAAGCAUACCACAUGUUAAUGACUCAGCUGGAAAAGGAACAUUCAGAAAUCAGACUCUCUGCAUUCCAGAUGAUGGAUGAACUCUUUAAUCGGUCUCAUGCUUUUAGAGAGCUGCUUCUCUGUGAUUUACAAACAUUUCUGGAACUAACCGUUGAGGUCGAUUUCGAUCAGCCCUUACCUCCCCCUAAAGCAGCUGCCAACACUCUAAAGUCUUCUAGCCUCCGAGCGAUUCAGCAGUGGAACGAUAAGUUUGGAGAGGCUUACAAGAAGCUGUCACUGGGGUUCAAUUUUCUCCAGAAAUGUAAAAAGGUUGACUUCAAUGGUAUAAGGGCCAGAAGUGAAGCUGAACAAAGAAGAGAGAGAGAACGAGAGGAAAGAAGACAAAGAAUCAACAAGGAGAGGAUAAAUAAAGUCCUGAAAGAAAUUGAAGAAACUGUACCAGAUAUCAAAACCUGCCUUACGGAAGUAGAAAACUGUUUCAGUAUACUUCUACCAACUCCAGAUGAAUUCUUUCUUGGUGUUGAAUCAUCUAGUGAACCUAACGUCAAUGACUGUCUAAGAAAUGCAAAAAAUCAGGAAACAUGUACAGUAGAUACCUCAAAUUGUAUAGAAUGUGCCAAACUGAAUUCAUUGCAAAGCCAGUCUUCUACCUCAGAUAAUAAAUGUGAAAAGUGUUUGAAGAAUCAAAGUAAUUCCAAGAAAUUGAAGUGUACAGAUAAAGAUCUAGAAAACAGUUCAAAUUCAACUUGUUCAGGCAAUUUCAUGAAAGAUGUGACAGAAUGCAGAGAAAAACAUGAAGUUGUAGAAAAGAUAGAAAGUGAACUUGAAAAUACAGAAGUACUUGGGGAUGAGGCCAGUGUUAGAAUUCCAGCAUCAAACAAUCAAAGGGAUUCUGAAGCCAGUGUUAAAAUCCAAGCAUCAAAUGAUAAAAGUGAUUCUGAACACACUAAGAAGGGCGGAGCAGAGGGUCCCAACAGCAGUGAUGGGGAGGGAUCUUCUGAGGAUGAUUUUGAGGAGGUGGAGGAGGUUGGGGGUUUUGUACAGGAGCACGGACUGAGGAACCACCAGUACAGCAUCGCCAUCGACCUCCACCAGGGGCCGGUACAGCUGGAGGAGAACGAGGACAACCUCCCAGUGCUGACCACUCUGAAGGACCACUACAGGCUGAUCAGUACCAAACACCAGCCCAGUGUGACUCACUGGUUACAGGUUCUAUCCAAACAUGGAGGAAAAGAGGAAGACAUCAAAAGAAUUAUUGACCUUAAAUCUCAACUGCGGGAGAUCAAGAACAAAUUCUAUGAUCUUAAAGUGGUGCCACUUGAGGAGCAAAAUAAAUAUAGUGAUGAUGAAAGUGAUGAUGACUUUGAAGAUGUUCCUGAAAAAGAAGGAUACGAGGAAGAGGUACCUGAAAUCCUGAAAAAAGAAUCAGGUCAAGGUUCAUCCUCCUUAAAGAAACAACCAGCUGUCUCCAUAUCUAAGAAACCACCAAGCACAACUAGCAGCACAGCAGUCAAACCUAGCACGUCAGGUGCUGGGGCCAAGCGGAGCUUUGUGAAGGCUUCAUGGAGCAUUCAGAAUGAGCUUCUGGAACAUGAUGAGAAAGAUCCUACCACAAUGGUUGCAAAUCUUAAGAGAAUCAAAGAAGAAGCAGAGGGUCAAAGCAGGAACUCGUCUUCACCUUCUACAAGUACAACUACCGCUGAUAAAACCCAAGCUGGUGCUGGAAUUCGGAAAGAAAAGUUGCUCAGUAGUGCACCUGUUAUUUCUUUUGGAGUCGAUUUGGAACAUUGGGAAAAUCCUAAUAAAAUUGAGGCUCCACAGAUUAUUAAAUAUGAUUCCCUUCACCAAUUCUGGUCUUCCAAUGAUGUCGAACAUUGCAAAACUGAUCAUAACAAUAUAGGAGAACUGACUAAGAGAACCAUUCCUUUUGUGGGUAAAUUUGAACCUGUAAAGUGGAAGUGCCGUGCUCCACUUCCUAAUGGCAGUUUAUGUGAAAGAAUGGAUCGUGUCAAGUGUCCUUUCCAUGGGAAAAUCAUUGGCAGAGAUGAAUAUGGCAUUCCAUCUGAGCCAGGUCAACAAAAUAUGGCAUCAACAAGUACUCAGGGACAGUUAGAGGAGGAAUUAAAUGACUGGCAGGACCCAGAAUUACAGGCUGACAUUGAAGGUGCUUUAGGGGUGGAUCUAGGAUCCAAGAAAAAGAAAGGCAAGGGAAAAGGAAAAGGGAAGAAAAGUAAAGAACCGAAAUAUCCCAACCUGACAGACAUUAAUGUAGUAGAAAACACCGCCAGAACAAGACUGGAGAAGAAAGUCCUCAAUAAGUCUGCCAUGAAGAGAGUGAAUGAAGUCAUGGAUAAUCUUGCCUACAAAAGAAUCCGGGAUCGAUUUGGAAACCAGUUUAACUAUUCCCUAAAGUGAUUUUUUAUAAUACAAUUUUAAUAGGCACAUAAUAUGCAUUGAUGGCAAUUAAUACAUACAUGUAAAUGAUAGAUAACAAAAAUAUUUGUUAAAUCUGUAGAUGAUGCAAGUUUUUGUUUUUGUAUAAAAAGAAAUGCUGUUUCUAUAGAUAUAUCUAUUAUACUGUACAAAUCUCUAAUAAUCAGCAGUAUGCAAAUAUUCUGGGUCAUACUGGACAAUUUUGUCUAUUUACUUGAUAAUACACGUAAUCCUUAAAAUCUCAACAUGUUACAGAAAUUAAAUUUGACAUAUAUGUAUUUACAUAAUUGAGCAUAGCUGGGCUAUCAUACUAUUCAAAAACACAUGUAUAUUUAUUUUACGGUACAACCAUUGAACUUAAAAAUAUGGACAUGUAUAAUAAUAAGUUUAUUUUUGUAAUGUGCAAUGUAAUUUAAUUAAGAAAUGUUGUUCAGAUUUCAUGUGAUUUAAAUGUUAUUUAUAUUUUGUUGCAUGAAGUACAUGUAAUGAAUAUUCAUGAUGUUUUUAUUUUAAAUAAAAUCAUAUUCAUGAACCGAUAA
Messenger RNA from Magallana angulata, 3228 nucleotides. RefSeq names its product UV-stimulated scaffold protein A-like. The record is from RefSeq and is a predicted model, not a curated record. Gene Ontology annotation, molecular function: RNA polymerase II complex binding. Gene Ontology annotation, biological process: response to UV; transcription-coupled nucleotide-excision repair. NCBI's taxonomy places the organism in Eukaryota, Metazoa, Mollusca, Bivalvia, Ostreida, Ostreidae. Bases 95 to 2671 code for a protein of 858 amino acids. Gene Ontology annotation, cellular component: chromosome. The transcript is spliced from 15 exons.